Messenger RNA from Limulus polyphemus (Atlantic horseshoe crab), 1118 nucleotides. RefSeq lists its product as uncharacterized. The record is from RefSeq and is a predicted model, not a curated record. Lineage: Eukaryota; Metazoa; Arthropoda; Merostomata; Xiphosura; Limulidae. The coding region runs from base 168 to 662 and encodes 164 amino acids. The transcript has 2 exons.
AAUAUUGGUGGGAAGCUUUUGAGAGAAAGCUGUGAAGAAGGUCAGUGAAGGGAAGAUGAAGAUCUUCUUUUCCAGUAGUGAUGAUGAACAGAUGUUGCAGCUGUUGAUGAUGUGAAGAGUCGAGGCAAGACAGAAAGAUCCAGCCACGAAUAUUAAGUUUACAUCAUAUGAAUUUAGGAAUUGAUUUUAUUUUGAUUUUAAGUAGACACUGUUGCAAUGGGUGUUAUAGAAAUGAAUUGAAUCGAAUUGAAGUUGGAUUGGAGGAAUUUUUCAGGGGGUGGGGACCAUACGGUUCAAAGUCCAGGUGUACUUUGUUGUUGGGGGAAACUGGAGUGCCCAGAGAAAAAUCCACUUUCACAGGACAGACGCCGAAUAAUCUAUCUGCCCUGUGCACUGGCUGUAAAAGAAAACAUGAUGUUAUUCCAAAAUUCCUGACCUGCAAGACCACUAAACGAAAUCUUCAAGGCUCUUCUGCUUAUCGUUGCUAUCAAAGAAGGCUGUUGGUAGAAGAAUUGAAAAUUGAAUAUCGCCAAGAAGAGCAACUAACUAAUCAACAUACUGCAGCCAGUCUUGAACUUAAGAAGAAUAUUUCGUGGAUUGACUUUCAUCAUCUCACCAAUCUGAUUGAAAAUCUGAACCUGAAAAACCAUCGCCAGACUUGAACAAACCAAAAUGUCAAGCUUAGAAAACUAAUUCCAGUGACAAAAUCUAGUAACAUAAAUCAUGAUAAUGUUGUUUUCAAUUUUAGUGAUCUUACCUUAAGUGAACAAUGUCAAAAUGCUCUGUGAAAAGGUUGACAUUUUUGUCUAUCUACUUACCCAUAAACUAAGUUUCUUAAGUUACUUUAUUCCAUUUGGAUGUUUCUACAGAACUCUUAAACCCUUUCCUAAUUUUAACAAAAAUAACACCAAAUAUAGAAUGGCUAUCAAAACUUAAUUUAAAAAUGCAGCAUUAUCUUCCUAUAACUUCAACGUCCCUAUUAAAUAUGUUUUUGGUAUUACCAUGUUUUAAUAUUUAAUAUAAAAUUUCGUUUUCCACCUGAUGAAUCAGUUGCAAAUACUGGAAACUAUUUGUGACGGGUUAGGUUCAGAAUUUUUGUUUAGUGGCUGUUUAUAGAG